Messenger RNA from Rattus norvegicus (Norway rat), 13318 nucleotides. The record is from RefSeq and is a predicted model, not a curated record. NCBI's taxonomy places the organism in Eukaryota, Metazoa, Chordata, Mammalia, Rodentia, Muridae.
AGCAGGAGUCCCUUAAAAGUGUCGAUUGGUAAAAAGCAGAAGGGUUCAAAAUUUCUAGGGUCCUCUGGCACAAGAGAACUGUUUAAAAUGCUUUAAGCCAGUUUUUCUAAAAGGAGGGCACAUUGAAUUCUCAGUGCGUCGUAUUUAACUAGAAUUCUAAGACAUUUUAUGUCAAGGGACCAGAAUCAAUCUCAAGCACCGGAGAACCUGGCGGAAAUCACCCAUUAUGACAUAAAUCCCCUCAAAGAGAGACCCAUCCUUGACUCUGAUUGCUUCCCUCAAGUGACAGCAGCGAUAAUGUCUCCUUGCAGGAGGAUAAAGAACGCUUUUUCAGAUCCUCAUGCACAAGGACUUUCACUGCAAUAUUAACGAAAGGAGAGAUCAUCUUAAGUGGGAACAUGGGCACAUUUGAACUAGAGAAAAACAUAAUAACUUCAGACUAUCCCUGGCUGGAAACAUAUUCUAAUUAUCCUGUCCUCGGUGAGUAUUGGCUGCUGCAUGCAACAGAAAAGAAAUCAGUGUAGGCCUCAGUGGAGCAGAUUAGUUUGUGUACUUUGAUGUUUCUGAUGAUCUUCAGGCACCGAGCACUGUGAUAAAUAUUCUAGAUUUACUCUGUUAUGUAAACCUUCUCCAAGUAUGGAACAAGCAGGGGCUGUUUGACAACUGCUGGUGAAAGAAACCAAGAUUGUAUAAAAGCCAAUCAGCCUGAGAGAGUUCAUACAGUAAAGGAGCAGCAGACCCCGGAGGCAGUAGUUGUACGGGUUGUCUGAUCCCAGGAUCUUAACUCCCUUUGACCUUAUCUUUUCCUGUUUGGACUUUGUAUGACAACAGCAUUCCUCUGGGUUUAUCAGUAAUAAAUAAGUUAUCACUUAACAUGUUUUGAGUAUUAAGACAGUUUCAAACUUAUAUAUAUCAAAUUAUGCCCAGGUAUGCUUAGUUCACGUAACUUAGUAAAUGAAAUAAUACAUUAAAUUGGAAACUGAAAUAUACCCAUGACACGCCAGCUUUGUUUUAAAUGGAGUGGGCCCCCCUUUUACCACUGAUGCCUUCAAGUAGUGUUCUAAUUCUCAUUUUUAAUAUCAUACUCAUUGUUGGGGAUUUAGCUCAGUGGUAGAGCGCUUGCCUAGGAAGCGCAAGGCCCUGGGUUCGGUCCCCAGCUCCAAAAAAAAAAAAAAGAACCAAAAAAAAAAAAUCAUACUCAUUUCACAUUAAAGUUAAAAAACACCCAAAAUUUGAGGUCAAAGGCCUCUAAAUUGACAAAUGGAAUGGUUAAAACACAAACAUGUUAAAACAAUGCCAUAUUUAAGUUACAACAUGAAAUUACCAUGAGCACUUCUGCUGGGCAUUUUUAACAAGGAUGCUCAGGGUCUCGGGUGAUUCAAGGUUUAUGAAGAGCCAGUAAAGUUUGAAUCUAAAAUAUUGACAUGUGUUUUAGCAAGGUACGGGGAUCACAGAUGAUCCCAGCUUUCUUCUGUAGUGCUGCCUCUUUACAGCUUUGCAUUCAACCUUGAUUUCAUAAUUUAAUCCAUGGAUGAACCCUGCUGGCCCCUGGAAAGCAACAAAACCAGUUCAAGGUCACACAGCAAAAGGAACAUCUGGUAAAGUGCUCUGUGUGCAAAGAGAAAUCAAAGAGUUUAUUUGAUAAUAGCUUCUGAAGCUAAAAGAAACAAAAUAUAUUUAAUGCUUUUAUUAUUAUUUUUGUAUGGUAUGUGCGUGUAUGUUUGUGUGUUAGGCAUAUGGCCAAGGAACAACUACUGAAAGUUGCUUCUCUUUUUUCACUAUUAUGUGGGUUCUGACAAUGAAGUUCAGGUUUUCAGACUUGUCAGAUAGGGGCCUUUUAAAGCUGAGCCAUCUUGUUGAACCUCCAUAUUUUGAUAAGUUAAAUGACCCAAUAUACACUUAUAUUUACAUGCUUAAUCUAAUAAAAUGAAAAGUAAGGAUGAUCACCCAGUAAGCAUCAUGGAGGUGGAUGGUUCAGAAAGAGUUAUAAAGAGUGAGAUGUAGAGAAGGCUUCUGGGGCGGUUGUACUGUUUUUUGCCUGUGUCCUAGUUAUAGACUGUUUAUCUACUUGUCAUCUUCCUUAUUUCACUAUUGCAUCUGCUUUACUUAUUAAUAAAUGCCAUUUUAGAUGUGAAGCUAUGGUGAAUAGACUAUUACUGCUGUUAAUUUAGGAAUCAAAAGAAAGGGUCAGUGCCGAGACUUCCAGAAGGAGAGUUUGUGCCUGGUCUAAGUAUUAGGCGCCACUUAGAGAGAACACAGAUUCCCUUCACUGCUCAUAUGCAGUAGGAGUUGUUGCAAGCUUUCUGGAAAAGAUAUCUAUGCUGCAGAAGGCUAAGUCACAACUUCUGAGAUCUGUUUCCACUUUAGAAGUCAUGGUGUUUUAAAUUCUGAACAUUCUCAGCUUUAAGAAGUCCAAUGACCCCAGGUAAUUUGUAAUCACUGCAUUUUGGGAGCUGAAGACUUCUGCCCCAAGGUUUCUCUGCACAGCAUACAUAUUGUACUAUGUGUUGCACAUAGAAGUACAUUUGUACAUUUUAGAAGCCAGGUUAAAAAAAUCAAGACAUUUUAGUUUAACUCUAAACUGUCAUGUAAAACUAGUAAUGCAAAAAAUGAGGGGGUCAGGGAGAAUAAUGCUUGUUUGAAGUGUGGGUAGUCUGUUCUUUUAAAUGUAAUUUAAAUGUAAGCCCAGGUUUUAGAACUUUCAUGAGUUUCAAUAACCUAAAGAAGUGAACAUAGUUACAUUUUUUUCACAUACAAAGAGCUUAGUAUUCAAAUAGGUUAAAUUACUGCCCAAGAGUAAAGUUUGUGCCUGAGAUUUAAUGUCAUGAAAAUUGCUUGAAAUUUAUCAAGGGGUGGUGGCACAUUCCUGCAAUUCCAGUACUUGAGAAAGGCAGAGAGAUCAGGAAUUCAAGGCUACAUAGCAGGUUCAGGGUCAGUCUGAGCUAUAAAACUUUGUCUCAAAAAGCAUCACACCCAAGGAAAAAGAAAACAGAAAAGAAAACAAACUCAUCUAAGCACUAUGCUUGACUUCAGUGACAUUCUACUAAUAUAAAAAUCUUAUACUCAGGUAAUUAACACAUUCAUACUAGGAAAACUACAUUUUCAAUCCAUGUAAUUUGUGAAUAAAUCUUCCUUUUUUAUAAUUAAAAUAUUUUCAUGCUCUAACUAAGGUUUAUACAAUGACAAUUUAUCCCUAUCUUAUUUUAAUGAACACAAGUCUUUAUUUUUCAUGCCCCUAAGAACACUAUAAAUAUAAGAAACUCUAGUUCUAAUGUUCAUGGUCAAAGCUCACUGACAAAAAAGAUAUUGUAUGACUAAACAUUGCAUGUUUGUAAGGAUAUGCCACAUAAAUCAGAAAUAGUAAGAUUGAUGACUGUUUUAUUCCCUAUUUAUUCUCUUCUAAAGGUAACUAGGUGAUAGUUUUUCCAUUAUGAGGUGCAUAGUAACCAGAAACCCAUUCAUGAUUGAUGAAUUUGAGGACAGUCACCUCGAUGCUUAUCCUAUGAACUAUCUCUUGCUUAUCAUCUGCCUGGCUACUUCGGUAGAGUGGUUGGAUAACCGGAAGCUGUUGUGUCUGUGAUGGCAGAAAGAUUCUAGAACUAGUUCAAUGUUUAACCCUGAAUCUGAAAAGUAAAGCAGAAUGCAGGGUACAAUACUUAUUAAAAUGGGGUGAAAACAUAAAGGUUAAUACUUAAAAAGGUUAUCAUUUCUUUGCAAACAAUGACAUAUCACCAGCAAUCGCAAAAAAGUGUAGUGAACAUCAAAGCUGAUACAGAGAAAGCACAAAGCCUAUGAUGUUGAACAGAGUAGAACAUAGAAGAGGAGGUGGUGUGAUUAUUAUAAUUAUAAUGGUGGGGAUGCAGGCAUUUGUAAAUGAAUAUAAGAAAAAGUGAUUCUGUUAUCAAGUGGUGGAGCAUGUAAAAUAUUAAAAAGCUUGUUUGAAGCUCAGUUCCUUUGAUAAAGGAAAGAUUAAUCACAAUCAAGUGAUAAAUGCCAUAGUUCCAGGGGAAAAUUUCAAGGUCUUUUCCAUGCCAGCAGGGUAUGGUGAUUCAAGGCCAGCACAGGUAACAGUUUAAAGCCCUGACACACACAUACACGUGCAUGCACACACACACACACACACAUGUUUAUAUAUAUUAUAUAUGUAUAUAUAACAUAUAAAGUAUGUACUCUCACUUUUAUAAUUGUCAUGCUUUAACACAAAAUCAAAACACACAGAACCAUAAGUGAGAUGUUAUGGCAUACUCAUAGUUUUUAAUGAUUUCUAGUGCACAAAGACAGAGUUCAGAACAUUGUAGAAACACUUGGCUACAAGUAACUAUGAAGAAACUCUGGUCAUUGAAAAAUAGUUUAAAAUAUGGUGUAAUGAGAAGACACAUGCAGAUGCAUGAAUUUUAGACCCUCAUGACAAAAGUCAGAGUCUUUCCAUUCCACCCAAGGCUGAAAUUUUUUUGAUUAUUAUACUAUCAUUUCCUAGUCUUUCCAAAGGAGCAAAGGAAAUGAACAACACAAGCUCCGAGACAGACUUCAUCCUUCUGGGAUUUUCCAGUCAACCCCAACUGGAGCACAUUAUCUCUGCAGUUGUCUUUGUCUUCUAUCUUGUGACUCUGGUAGGAAACACAACCAUUAUUCUAGUGUCCUAUCUGGACUCUCAGCUCCAUACUCCCAUGUAUUUCUUCUUAUCUAAUUUGUCUUUUGUGGACCUCUGUUAUACUACUAGCAUUGUCCCACAGAUGUUGGUAAAUCUAUGGGGCCCAAAGAAGUCUAUUACAUAUGGAGGCUGUGCGCUCCAGUUCUUCUUUGCCCUGGAUCUGGGAGCGACAGAAUGUCUCCUCUUGGCUGUGAUGGCCUAUGACCGCUAUGCUGCUGUCUGUCAACCUCUUUACUACACAGUAAUAAUGCAUCCUGUUCUUUGCCAGAAGAUGGUUCUGUCAGCCUGGUUGGGUGGUCUUGGCAGUGCCUUAAUUCUUUGUCCCUUGACUUUGAAGUUGCCAAGGUGUGGGCACCGGGAAGUGGAUAAUUUUUUCUGCGAAAUGCCAGCAUUGAUCAAGAUGGCUUGUGUUUAUUCCAGAGUAAUUGAGAUUGUUGUGUUUACUCUUGGAGUUAUAUUUCUUCUAGUACCUCUAUCUUUAAUUGUCAUCUCCUAUGCAGUUAUUACUCAAGCUGUGAUGAAGAUCAAGUCGGCGACAAGGUGGAGAAAGAUCCUUAAUACAUGUGGUUCCCACCUCACGGUAGUAACUCUGUUUUAUGGAACACUCAUUUAUAUGUACAUGAAACCACAAAAUAUCGUAUCCCAUGAGGAAGGACAGUUUUUUACCCUUUUUUACACCAUUGUCAUCCCCAGUCUUAACCCUUUGAUUUAUACCUUAAGAAACAAAGAUGUAAAGAAUGCAGUGAAGAGAAUUCUAGGAAUGUGCAAGCAUUCUGCCAAAGUGUGAGGUCAAUGGAAAAAUAUUCAACCAGAAUGUGGAGAUAGAGCUUGGCCCUUUUCAUAGGUAGUGCAAUCAGUCAAUUCAGGACUAACCCUCUGGCAUCAUCUUGUACCUAGAAUUUUCUCAGGCACAGUGUUGGCUUUCACUAUGAUGCAGUGGAUGUGUUGAAACUGGAGCCAAAAUAAACACUUCUUUUUUUAAGCUGUGUAUGUUCAGGUGUUUUAUCAGAUCAAUGAGAAAAGCAAUUAUGAAGAGGGAGGAGGGAAGAGGGAACAAGGAGAAGUAGUAGGAGGUAGCUAUUCACAAAUAUUUAAGCUUUUGUCCCCUUUAUAUGGGUUUAAGUGGAUUGAGUGGCCACAUGAAAACAAUGAAUCAUGUUUUAUGUUCUUGUGUGUUAACUGAGAUAUCUAAAGAUAGCAGAAAUCCAUCCAUUUUUAUUGUCAUUGCUAUUCUACUAAUCUAUUAUCCCAUAUUUGUAGUACCAAUAAAACUGUAGGAUCUAUAUUUAAGGCCCUUCUUCUUAAAAAUUCUCCAAAAUUUAAAUUCUAAAAGUAAGUUCCUGUCAGCAUGCACAGUUCAUUGUUGACACUUGUUUUUGCAAGAGCGUGGUGGCACUAUGGCUAUAGUCCAGAAUCUCAGCACCAAUAGUGUACUCCAUGAGAAUUAAUGGCAUCAGGUCACUGCUUGGUCCAUAGCUAUUGUUAUAAGGAGGCUGUCAUCUUCUGUCUUUAUUUCUGGCUUUUGAAUUUCUGAGGUAUGGGCCUACCCAGCAUUAACAUCAUGCUGAUUUCUCCCAUAAGGUUGUGUGGCAAGUUGUCAGAACUGAGUGAAAUCUCUCUUCAGGAAACAAACUCCUCUGGUUGGCAAUAGUCUUCACUCUUUUCCUUUGCUCAACGUGAGAUUCUUAGGAAAAUCCCUAUUUCUUGGAUUCCAUUGUUUCAGUAGUCUGAGAACCAAAGGUAGGGUUUAUACAGACAGAUAAACAAAGAAGCAAGGUUAUUACUUAGAGCUGAACAAGAAGACAGGUUUAGUUAAUGCCAGAAAGAGGCAUGACUGUAGGGAAGCAAUCUUCAUGCCAUAAAUUUGCAGAGGACUAGGAGAAAGCUAUUGUGGACAUUUUUUUUGCACACAUUGCAUACAUGAACCCCUGAGGAGGAAGGCUUUAUUAUUUUCCUAUGGGUUGGAAGUUUUGAAGUCCUUGUAAUAUCUGUAGCCAUGCCAACAGCACACACCCACUCAGAACUUCAGACAGUCAGAGAUUUCUCACCUUCCUAGAGUACAGUACCAGAACACAUGCUAACAUGGAAGGAGGAAAUCUCCUCGGGUCCCAGUUCCAGAAAAAGAAUGGCAGACAGGCAAAGAAUAUUGAGAGCAGGUGUGUGUGUGUGUGUGUGUGUGUGUGUGUGUGUGUGUGUGUGUGUGUGUCUGUGUCUGUGUCUGUGUCUGUGUCUGUGUCUGUGUGUGUCCAUAUGUAACAAUAACAAUCAAAGGAGAAAAGGCCAUGAUUUCCAAAAGGAUCAAGAAGGGAUUUGAAGGAAGAUAAGGGGGAAAUGAUGUGAUUAUAUCUUAACUAAAUGUAGCAGACAACCCAAAGGUGGGCUGUGAAGGCAGUGUUGACCAUGUGCCCUGCAGUAUACCUUUGUAAAUAGCAUAUGUCUGCCAGUUGUUGUUGUUGUUUUUUUCUAAUUUUUGCACCACCCAUGGUUGCAUUCCUGGUUUGUUAUCUUUCACCACCACAGUCUGCCAUAGGUCUGGAGAAGGAGGCCUGAGGAUGCGAUGACCACAUUGUCAUUUGACAGGUGGUCAGAAUAGCAUCUUUAUGAGCAGCUGGCUUUCCAUGUGUUUCUGUGAGUCUACUCAACAUCAAUGCCUAUUUGUUAAAAAACAAUUGUCAACUAAAAGUACUCAUAUCUAAUAAGUCAGUAAUAAUGUAAUUUAUCUGCUCUCAGUAAAAAGCCAUGCUAGAGAAUAUUAAAGGGUAUGAAAAACAGUACUUUCAGGAGUGUAUAUCUACUACAUAUGUUUUAUAUGUAUGUAUAUAUAUAUAUAUAUAUAUAUGAUGUUUGUUGCACAUGGACGUAAUGUCAGCUACACAUAACUCUAUUUACUUGCCUAUUAAUUAACUUUUUUAAAUCUUUUCACUAAAAUAUUACCCCAGACAAAGUAUCGUGCCAUGGAUUAAGAAUGCAAGAGCAAUUUUGAUUUGGUUUCUCAAAACCUUUCCUGUAAGUUUCUCUUCCAGGAUCUAUGAAUAAAACUUUCCUUUGUCCUAGAAUAAUCUAGUUUCUUACCUAUCUACUUUCUACCAGCUUAGUUAAUUAUUAUUUAAUUAUCUUUUUAUUGGAUAUUUUAUUUAUUUUAAUUAUGUUUAAUAUUAUUUUACAGUCCAGUAAUUAUCCCCCUCUUGGUCUGCCUUCUAACAGUUCCUCAUCCCAUUCUCCCCCGUUCCUAAGAGGAUGUCAACCUUCCCCCCCAUGAUAGGCCUCCAUACUCCCUGGUUUCUGAAGCCUUUCAAGGUUUAGGUGUGUACCCUUUCACUGCAUGUGACAGCAGCUUGUGGACUUUGGAGCCAUCCUGCUGAUAGAUAAUCUUGUAAUUUUCCAAUACUAGCAUUUUUACCUGCUGUUGAGAAGGUGAGGAAGGCAACUGAUAUACAAGUGCAUGGAUUCUCACUUCUGUUUCUAACUGUACCUGUUCAGACUGAAAGCCAUGGUGGUGGCAUCUACAAAGCAUAAUUUCCACAUAGAUGCAUCCUUAGAGGCCUUACUCAGAGCUGUUAAACACUGCUUUUUGAUUGUUGUUUGUGAAAAUUACUUUAUUAUUUGCCCCCUUAAAACUACAAAUGAAAUCUAGGGAGCUAUCUGCUGUCCAAUUUCCAUAGGAAGAAAGAUUAGCUACCACUGUGGUAUGGUAAAGAAUAAAACUCAUGGUAAUAAAAAAAAAUCUUAACUAAAAAAAUAAAAGGAGCAGGAUGAAGAAGAGGAACAAGAGGGAAGAGGAAGAGGAGAAAAAGGAGGAGGAAGAAAGGAGAGGAGGAGGAGGGAUAGGAUAGGGAUGAAAAAGGGAUAGGAAGGGACUUCUGGAAAAGGAAUCCAUUUACUUAGGAAUGAAGGAUACCAGUGAGAAGUGGAACCUCAUAAAUCUAAAAGGCUUCUCAUAGCUAAAGAUACAAUAAAGUGAGGAAAAACCCAAAGAAUGGGAGAGACUCUUUGCCAACUAUUCACCUGAUAGGGGAUUAGUAUCCAGAAUGUACAAUGAACUAAAACAAACAAACAAACCCAAAGUGCCAAAACAAACAAACAAACAAACAAACAAACAAACAUUUCAUUUUAAAAAAUGGGUUAUGGCUCUGUACAGAGAGUUCCAGAAAAAAUGGCUGAGAAAUAGCUCAAGUGUUUAUCACCUUUAGCAAUUAGGGAAAUGAAAAUCGAAAGAACUUUGAGCCAGGCAUGGUGUCAUAUAUCAUAAAUGCUAGCACUCAGGAGGCAGAAGUGGGUGGAUCCCUGAGAACUUGAAUUUAUCCUGGUCUACAUAAUGAGUUCUAGGAUAGCCUGUGUGCCAUAGAGAGACCAUGUUUCAAAACCAAAACAAAGCAACUUGCCCUGAAACAACGUUGAGAUUUCAUCUUACUCAAGUCACACUAGUGAAGAUCUACAAAACAACUGACAACAGAUGCUGGAAAACAUGUGGGAUUCUCGGUGGUGGUGGCACAGACCUUUAAUCCCAACCCUCCAGAGGCAGGUGGAUCUCUGUGAGUUUGAGGUCAGCCUGGUCUACAUAGUGAGCUCCAGGACAGAGAAACCCUGUCUUGAACCCCCGACCCCAAAUCUGGGGAAUACGGGAAAUUUCACUUACCAUUGGUGAGACUGCAAACUGGUGCAGCCACCAUAUGACACAGCUAUUCCACUCCUCAGCAUAUCUGUUAAGGACUCAGCAUCCUACUCCUUAGGUACUUGCCUAGCCUUCUUCAGUUUAUGUGUGUAUGCCUCCAUUUUGCAGGGAACAGGAAGCAUAUUACCUUAGUUUUGUCCCGUUUGUUGUUUGCCAACUUUAGGAUCCUUGGAAGUGACACUGACACUCACCAUUUUGGGAAGCCUGCCUAGUGCCUCCAUACUUCAGAAGAGUCCUUUAUUGUUUGCUCUAGAUGCAUUUAAUCUCUGUAAAAGAGGAGAUGAAUACCAGGAGUCUAAUGUAGUGAAUCAGUGAAAGAGUCAACAAAAGAAAGGAAAAUGAUGUUACAAUCCAUCUUAAACCUAGGAAAUUAAGGCUUAGAAACAUUGUUUGAUUAGAUUCUGUUCUAUACUCAUUCUUUAUUUGAGACAUGCUAACAAUGUUUUCCUUUCUUUCUUUCUUUUUUUUUUUCCGGAGCUGGGGAUCGAACCCAGGGCCUUGCGCUUCCUAGGCAAGGGCUCUACCACUGAGCUAAAUCCCCAACCCCGAGACAUGCUAACAAUGUAAUCCAGUUAGUUCUGGAACUUUCAAUUCUGAAGGAGGCCCAAAUUCUCUCUAAUGUGGGCUCCAUGGGAAUUUUGGGUUGAUUUCCUGACAUGACAGAUUAGAGAAGCCUAAAAUAGACUCAUACAGUAUGUGCUAGUAUGACAGGUAUAUAUUAUAUCUGAGAUUUUUUUUUAAAUGAAGGAAAACAUGAGAUUCAAAUCUGGUCUGAUUUGUAAUCUAGUAUUUGUCUUCUCCUUUAAUUACUGUUUAUGCUUUUAAAAGUGUUGAUCCUGUGUUGUGGAGCUUUUGCCAGGGUGGCAAAUCUCAUGAAUGCUGACAUGACUCCUUGUUCAAAAAGCAAUUUAUUAAACUGAGAAUUUUAUAUAAUUAACAGUAUUAGUUAUUGACAUUUACAUCUUCAAACAUAGGUCAGAGAUCUAUUCAUCUGAGAUCAGGUUGAUUAGCUCUCCUAGGCAUUGAUUCAUUGCUAGAAGUUUAACAUUUAAUAACAAUUAAAUAGAUAUACUUUUUACAAUGAUCUAAAUUCCUAAAUUCAGAUAACCAAAAGUAUCCUCAAUACUGAUUUAAUUUCUAUAAAACUUUAAGAUUAUCAGCCUGAGAAUUAGAGUUAGUUGAGUUUCUUUUCUUUUUUUAUUGGAUAUUUUCUUAUAUUUCAAGUUUCCUCUCUGGAAUCCCCUAUCCCUUCCCCCCUCACCUGGUCUAGAGAAUCAAAUAAACACAUUAAAAAAAUAGGAGACAGAGCUAAAGAAAGAAUUCUCAGCUGAGGAAUAUUGAAUUGCUGAGAAGUAACUACACAGAUGUUCAACAUCCUUAGUCAUUAGGGAAAUGCAAAUCAAAACAACUCUGAGAUUCCACCACAUAUCAGUCAGAAUGGCUAAGAUCAAAAACUCAGGUGACAGCGGAUGCUGGCAAAGAUGUGGAGAAAGAGGAACAUUCCUCCAUUGUUGGUGGGAUUGUAAGCUGGUACAACCACUCUGGAAAUCAGUCUGGCAGUUCCUCAGAAAAUUGGAUAUAGUACUACCUGAGGACCCAGCUAUACCCACUCCUGGGUAUAUCCCCAAAAGAUGCACCAACAUAUAACAAGGACAAAUACUCCACUAUGUUCAUAGCAGCCUUAUUUAUAAUAGCCAGAAGCUGUAAAGAACCCAGAUGUUCAUCAACAGAGAGAUGUGGUUCAUUUCUCCGAUAUUAAAAACAAUGACUUCAUGAAAUUCUUGAAGCUCAGAGUACCCAAGAUACAAUCUACAGACCACAUGAAGCUGGAAGACCACAUGAGGUUGGAAAGCCAAACAGCGGAUGCUUCAGUCCUUCAUAGAAGGUGAAACAAAAUAUUCACAGGAGGAAACACAAAGACAAAAUGUGGAGCAGAGCCUGAGGGAAAGGUCAUCCAGAGACGCUCCACCUGGGAAUUCAUUCAUUCUUUAUACAGUCACCAAACCCAGAAAAUAUUGUGGAUGCCAAGAAGUGCAUGCUGACUGGAGCCUGAUGUAGCUAUCUCCUGAUAGGCUCUGCCAGAGCCUGAGAAAUACAGAGUCAGAUGCUUUAAACCAACCAUUGGACUGAAAAUGGGGUCCCCAGUAGAGGAGUGGCUGGAUAUAAAAUCAGCUCAAACAAAUCAGUAGCCUUCCUCUACUCAAAGGAUAACAGGCUGAGAAGGAAAGGAUACCUUUCACAAUAGUCACAAACAAUAUAGAAUACCUUGGUAUGACUCUAACCAAGCAAGUGAAAGAUUUGUAUGACAAGAACUUCAAGUCUCUGAAGAAAGAAAUUGAAGAAGAUCUCCUAUGCUCACAGAUUGGCAGGAUUAAUAUAGUAAAAAUGGCCAUUUUGCAGAUUGCUAAAAGCAAUCUACAGAUUCAAUGCAAUCCCCACCAAAAUUCCAACUCAAUUCAUUUGGAAUAACAAAAAACUCAGGAAAGCAAAAAACUAUUCUCAACAAUAAAAGAACUUUUGGGGGAAUCACUGUCCCUGACCUCAAGCUGUAUUACAGAGCAAUAGUGAUAAAAACUAUAUAGUAUUGUUACAGAGACAAGCAGGUAGAUCAAUGGAAUAGAAUUGAAGACCCAGAAAUGAACCCACACACCUCUGAUCACUUGGUCUUUGACAAAGGAGCUAAAACCCUUCAGUGGAAAAAAAAGACAGCAUUUUCAACAAAUGGUACUGGUUCAACUGGAGGUCAGCAUGUAGAAUCAAUCCAUUCUUAUCACCUUGUACAAAGCUCAAGUCCAAGUGGAUCAAAAACCUCCACAUAAAACCAGGUGCACUGAAACUGAUAGAAGAGCCUUGAACAAAUAGGCACAGGGAAAAAUUUCUAAACAGAACACCAAUGACUUAUGCUCUAAGAUCAAGAAUCGAUAAUGGUACUUCAUAAAAUUUCAAAGCUUCAGUAAUGAAAAGGACACUGUCAAUAGGACAAAACAGCAACCAAGGGAUUGGGAAAAGAUCUUUACCAAUCCUAUAUCUGAUAGAGGGCUAAUAUCCAAUAUAUACAAAGAACUCUAGAGUUUUAUUUCCUAAGUGGGAGGUUUUUUCUAAGUGAGAGAGGGGUGGUGCCAUGACGAGUCAGAGUCACGUGGUGGUUCAAGCCCUGGAAUCUUUUUUUUUUUUAUCCUGGGGAGAAACCCCAUUUUUUUCCACGUUUCUAAUUUGAGUAAGUUUAAAGCAUACAAGUUAGGGCACUAACAAUAGUACUGCCUAAAAUUCACAGUACAGACUCAUGUUCUGGGCAGAAAACCCACAGUAAUCCUUUUUUUCUUGGUGACAGAUUUAACAUAUAACUUAAUGAACAAAGCUAAAUCAGUAAAGCAUUAGUAUCAUACACAAACUAUGGAACCCCACUAAGACCGUCAGCCAUACACAUCUGUCACAAACAACAUGGCUGUUUCUUUGGCUCCCUGCCCCCCCCCCCCCCACUUCACCUACCCUAGACAGGAUUUUGCUGAGGCCCAGGCAGGUCUCAGAUUCUCAAUUCUCUUGCCUUACCCUCCCAAGUGCUAUAAUCACAGAGCAGGGUACCAUAUCCAGCCAGAUGUUUGUUUCUAAUGAAUUGACCAUUACAUUUUUAAAUUUCUGGAAUGGCCAACAGACCAUAGAAAGACAUUUAUUUAGGGACCUGCUUGAAACCAACAGCUUCAGCAAACUGCUGGCCUUGAUUCAGGGCCAAAAGCCCUGGAAUCUUAAACAAAAGAAACACAGAGGGAAUUUUGAUGGGGAUUGCAUUGAAUCUGUAGAUUACUUUUGGCAAAACCUGAUAAAAACAACAAUGCCAACCAACCAGAGCUCCCAGGGACUAAACCACUGUUGAAAGACUAUUCAUGGACUGACCCAGGGCUCCAACUGCAUAUGUAGCAGAGAAUAGCCUUGUUAGGGCACUAGGGAAGGGGAAGCCCUUGGUCCUGCCAAGGUUGGACCCCCAGUGCAGGGGAAUA